AGUAGUCAGCAGGCAUCUCACACCGGUGACAUGGCUUUGUGCCCCGCCCACAGCAGUAUGAAGAAAACAGAGGAGUUGACUAUCGCUCUGUGAUUGACAGCUAUGAACACCAAUCCUUGCAUUCCCUCUGAUGGGAUGAGGGCCUCAAGGGCUUCAGCCCAGGAAGCAGUCUUCUAUUGGAGAGUCCUGCUGGAGUAUGAGAGCAUCUCAGCACACCUGAACAGGAGGAACGGAGGCGAGGAGCCUGUCGCAGGGCAGGAACAUGGGGUGACCUGGGCCGACCUCAAGGCAGAUGACCAGUGAUGGCCACAGCAUCACCUGGACUAUUUCAGCAUGACGUCAUUAAGGCAGAACGGGAAGAAGAACUGCUGAAGUCACUGGAGAGCAUCCUUCUCACCGCCGGGCUGUCCAUCAUCAUCGUCAUGACGGUGUUUGGAAACCUGCUGGUCAUGGUGGCGCUCUGCAAGGAUCGAAAUCUACGGAAGAAAAAGACCAACUACUUCAUCGUCUCGUUGGCCUUUGCCGACCUGCUGGUGGCGCUGGUGGUGAUGCCCUUCGCCGCCAUCGAGCUGACCACCGGCGUGUGGAAGUACGGCCAGCUCUUCUGUCUGGUGCGGACCUCGCUGGACGUCCUGUUGACCACCGCCUCCAUUCUGCAUCUCUGCUGCAUUGCACUGGACAGGUACUACGCCAUCUGCUGCCAGCCUCUGGUGUACAGACACAAGAUGACCCACCUCAGAGUGGCGGUGAUGCUCGGUGGCUGCUGGCUCAUCCCCACCUUCAUUUCCUUCUUACCCAUCAUGCAAAGCUGGCACGCCAUUGGCAUCGAGGAUAUUAUCGAGGAGAGGCGUUCCUCACCAGGAGGCUCCAACGACACAAGUUGCGUGUUUGUGGUCAACCGUCCAUACGCUCUGAUCUGCUCCACGGUGGCCUUCUACGUGCCGCUGGCCCUCAUGGUCCUGGCCUACCAGCGCAUCUACGUCACCGCCAUGAGCCAUGUGCGGCAGAUUGAGACGCUACAACGCGCUGGCUCCGCCCCAGUUACCCCCGCCAUCAUCAUGAGGUCAUCGACCUGCUCGGACCACUACCACCUGAGGACGGAGCAGACUCCACUUGCCAACAGUCGCAUGCACAUUGAGACCAAAGCGGCAAAGACCCUGGCCAUCAUAAUGGGCUGCUUCUGCCUGUGCUGGGCACCCUUCUUCAUCACCAACGUGGUGGACCCCUUCAUCCACUACUCCGUGCCCUGGCAGCUAUGGACUACAUGGCUUUGGCUCGGCUACAUCAACUCGGGCCUGAACCCCUUCCUCUACGCCUUCCUCAACCGGGCUUUUCGAAGGGCCUUUCUGGUGAUUCUUUGCUGUGGGGAUGAGCGCUUCGUACGCCAGGCUAGCUCCUCCUAUGGACCCGCCCACAGAGUGUGCUCGCCAUCCGUCAACGGGACUUCCAUGGCACUAAGGCUGUACUGCAUCAACAAGCGGCAUCAGUGUAUAAAGGAUAUCACCACAUGGGCUCAGGAACACUUCAGAAACCCACUGUCAGUAACUACAGUUGGUCGCUACAUCUCUUCUUUCUGCCAUGAGAACCUCAAAGAGGCUGAACUCCAGAAUGAAAGUCAAGCAAUAAAGUGGUAUGAAAAAAAAGGUGAAGUCAACAAAGCAUCCCAUGUAAAGAUUGUCCUUCCUACCAAACCGGAGCUACUGCGACAAUGGAAGAAGGAUUCUGGCUAACGAGCAGGAGUCCCAGGACUCUCUGGGACCACUUUGAGAAAGGACUUCUCCUCUAGGAGGUCAUCAACUGAUCCAAGUGUGUUUCUAGUUCAUCUUUGACAUGAUUUGAUGUAUUGAUCAUCACUGCUGAUCAUUCCAGUUCCCAAGUGUGGAGGACAGGACUCAACAGGUGCUUGUGUUUAAGUAAGAGGGUCCAAUUUAGCACAAUUGAUGCAUCUUAGUAGUGUAAAAUACAUAUAUUGUGAAAUAGUUUUGCACUUUAAUAAAAUGACAAGAUCAUUCCACAAAGGAAGACAUUUUUACACAAAAACAUCCAAAACAGUUUGGAUUCAAAAUCUUGGAACAUUGUUAUCAGUUAAGAUAAUGCAGGGAUUAAUAUGAGGACAUUUUUGUUCUGUACUGUGCUAAAAUGACAUGUUGCUGGUCCUUAAUGUCACAUUUCAAUUCAGUAUUUUCUGAUGAAGCAAAUAUGUCUUAAUUAUUGUGUUGGAAAGUAUUUUUCUCCUGCAAUAGAAGCCAGAAUUGAAUCAUGCGUAGUUAAUAACAAACAAUCAUUUCCAUGGACUUUCAAUGAAAGAAAAAUGAGCAACUUUCUUUUGACAUGAUUGAUCAUGUACAUGAGCAUUGAAUGCUGAAUAUUAUUAUUAUUAUUAUUUGUGUUCACAGCAGCAGGAAGCAAGAAUUAGUAACAACAUGCAUCUUUUCAAUAAAUGGAUCA
Entelurus aequoreus (snake pipefish) is the source of this 2448-nucleotide messenger RNA. Its product is annotated as 5-hydroxytryptamine receptor 4-like. The transcript has 10 exons. Gene Ontology annotation, molecular function: G protein-coupled serotonin receptor activity. The coding region runs from base 303 to 1730 and encodes 475 amino acids. Gene Ontology annotation, biological process: chemical synaptic transmission; regulation of appetite; adenylate cyclase-activating adrenergic receptor signaling pathway. The record is from RefSeq and is a predicted model, not a curated record. NCBI's taxonomy places the organism in Eukaryota, Metazoa, Chordata, Actinopteri, Syngnathiformes, Syngnathidae. Gene Ontology annotation, cellular component: plasma membrane.